AUGGAUCAAUCUUAUUCAAAAUCAUUAGAAAACAGUUCAAUAAUAUUAAAUGAUGUUAUAUUGAAAGAUACAGUCGAUUCGAUUCGUCUUACUAAACGUCCAUAUAGAAAUUCUGCACCAACAAUUGAUUGGAAUAGAGAUGAGACACUAGAUUCAUUUAUUGAUAUUGAUGCGUUGGAUGCUGAAUUUGAACGAUUAUCAACUCAUUUUAAAAGUCAAUUGGUUGAAUUACGUAAACAUCCAAAUAAUCAAAGUUUACAUCAUACACUUACAACAACAAAAGAUGCUUUAAUGCGUAUUAGAACUUGGUCAUCAUUAUUAAAUACAGCUGAUGGCUUAAAUAUAGUUAAGAAAAAUAUGGUUAAACAACGUGAACAAGAACUUAUUCAACGAAAAUAUGAAAUUGAUGAAAUAUUAAAAAUAACUAAAGCUCAAUCCACUAUUGAUCUAUGUUUUCUUAUGGAUUGUACAGGUAGUAUGAGAAAAUAUCUUGAUGCAACUAAAAAUCAAAUUCGUCAACUCACAGAAGCAAUUGUACAUUUAUUUUCUACAAAACCUUAUCUUGCUUUUGUUGGUUAUCGAGAUAUUAAUGAAAAUAUGGAAAAACUCGAUUUUACUAAUGAUGAAAAUAUAUUUCAAGAAUAUUUAAAUAAUAUUCAAGCAAUGGGUGGGAAUGACACAUGUGAAGAUGUAUUUAGUGGAUUAGAAGCUAUUAGUCAAUUAUCAUGGUCAAAUCCAAAUCGUAUAUUAAUUCAUAUUUGUGAUGCACCAUGUCAUGGACAAGAAUAUCAUGAAUUUCAAGGAACAGAUAAUGAUAAUUAUUUGAAAGGUGAUCCAAAAAAUCGAGAUUUAUUAAAAUUAAUGUUUAAUAUAAAAGAAUUAGGUAUUACAUAUUGUAAAAUUCAAUUGAAUGAAACAACAAAGAAAAUGUUUGAAAAAUUUGCUUUUAUAUUUGGAUCAAUAUCAGAAAUUCAUGUUGAUGAUCCUGAAUGUUUAAUUAAACGUAUUAUUGAACGAACAAGUGCUAUUAUACAAAGUAAUAUUAAAUCAACACUAUCUUCUUAUCAUAAUACAAAUAAACGAAUUAAAUCUUAUACAAUAUUUAACAAAGAACCUGAUUGGAAUCUUCUAGAAACUUAUAGUGUUAAUAUAACAGAAAUAAUUCCACCAAAUGAUAUUGAAGAUCUUUUUCGUCCUUUAUGUGUUAAUAAAACGGAUGGAGAAAUAAAAAUUGCAUUAAAUCCAUUUGCGAAAGGUUCAUUACGUUUUGCUUUUUAUGGUCAAUUUUUAAAUGAUGAUUCAUAUUUUAUUGAUGUUGUUUUUAAAGAACUUGCUAAUGCUGAUUCAAAAGCAAAUACAUUUAUUGUUUAUCAAGAACAUCUUGAAAUACAAGCUAUUGCACAGUUUUUAGCAGAACAAUUUAAUAUUGAACAACAACGUAUUUUUCGAAAUUUUCUUCCAAUUAUUUAUGCUGAUGCACAUUUAGUUCAACAAAAAUUAAAUCCAACGAAAAUUUAUCAAGUCGAACGGCGUAUGCAUCAGGAAUGGCAUAAAUGGAAUAAUAAUAGUGGUGGUGUAUCUUUAAAUGAAUAUUCAACCAUUUUACAAGCAUUUUCUCAUUGGACAUAUCAUAUUACAUCUGGUCGCCUUAUGGUUGUUGAUUUACAAGGUGUUAAAGUUGAUUGUGCUUAUUUAUUAACAGAUCCAGCAUUACAUUGUGAAGAUUUAUUACGUUUUCAAAAAACACGAACUAAUCUUGGUAUUAAGGGUAUGCAUCAAUUUUUCCGUACUCAUAUUUGUAGUGAUGUUUGUUCAAAAUUAAAUUUACCUGCAUCCUUGAUUGCAUCAAAUGAUAAUUUAGUAAAUCGUUUUGAUGAAUCACUUGUAUGUAAUGCAACUUCAGAAAUAAAUGAAAAUUUAGAUAUAAAAACAACAGAAGAAAAAGACUUUGAAACAAUUGAUAAAGAUCAAUUGGAUACAAUAGAAAAUUUUGAAUUAUGUUAA
Molecule: messenger RNA, 2004 nt
Organism: Adineta steineri
Lineage: Eukaryota; Metazoa; Rotifera; Eurotatoria; Adinetida; Adinetidae
Source: the annotation of a GenBank genome assembly